Molecule: messenger RNA, 4493 nt
Organism: Syngnathus acus (greater pipefish)
Lineage: Eukaryota; Metazoa; Chordata; Actinopteri; Syngnathiformes; Syngnathidae
Gene: trpm4a
Product: transient receptor potential cation channel, subfamily M, member 4a
Exons: 28
Coding region: 80-3841 (1253 amino acids)
Biological process (GO): calcium ion transmembrane transport
Cellular component (GO): membrane
Molecular function (GO): ligand-gated calcium channel activity; calcium-activated cation channel activity
Source: RefSeq, a predicted model, not a curated record
UAUGACACCACAGUCGGGGCGAGGCUUCAAGAUUCCCGAAUAGUCUGCCGUAGACCGUGACACAGAGGCAAAACGCAGGAUGAAGAAGACUGACAAGGUGGACGAAGGCAGCGGUGGGGGACAGGCUGAAGUUAAGAAAGAGAAAGUUCAGAGUUGGAUCCCCAAGCUCAUCAAGAAGCGAGUGUGCACCACCUAUGUAGAAGAUGAACUCAGUGAUGGAGUAUUAUGUCAGUGCGGUCACGUGCGGAACGUGCAUAAUAUCUUGGACGCGAGGGACUCCGGCGGGGAGCCGACUGCCACCCAAUGGAAUAGCGCACAGCACACCACAGAGUGUACCACCGAUGCCUUUGGAGAGUUGGAGUUUGCCGGCGCUGGACGAAGACACAGCUAUUUUCUGCGGCUGUCGUGCGACACACAACCUCAGCUCAUCUACACUCUAAUGACGACAUACUGGGCUUUGCCCUCACCCAACUUGGUGGUGUCGGUGGUGGGGGGCGAAGGCUGUGAGAAUAUUAAAACUUGGGUGAGAGAGGUCCUGAGAAAUGGUUUGGUUCGGGCUGCGCAGAGCACAGGGGCCUGGAUCUUAACAGAGGGUCUCCGGGAAGGCGUAGCCCGCUGCGUGGGCGAGGCCGUCAGGGAUCACGACGCUGCAGCUCCAGCUCACUCGAAAAAGAAAGUAAUAGCUGUGGGACUCGCACCCUGGGGCAUCGUACACAACAGGCAGCAGCUUGUGAAGCCAGAGGGAAGCUUUCCUGCCCGCUACUAUGUCCAGAACACCUCGCGUGACAGCUGCUGCCUGGAUAACAACUGUCAGGCUUUCCUAUUGGUGGAUGAUGGGAGCACUGGCAGAAGAGGAGGAGAGACAGUCUUCCGGGCCAAUCUGGAAGACUAUAUAUCACAUCAACGCACUGGCAUUUGGGGUAGUGGCAGUAUUGAAAUCCCAGUGCUGUGUAUGCUAAUCUCCGGGGAUGCUCACAUGCUUGAGAGAGUAGAGUCAUCUCUGAGGAGAUCAACGCCUUGGCUGAUUCUUGCUGGAACUGGUCCUGCUGCAGACUUUAUCAGCGAACUUCUAUUGUGUCCCGACUGCUCUUCCAUCAGCCAAACUGCCCCAUCAACAAUGGCUGAGAUUGCCGAGUAUCUAGCAGACAUCCGUAACCUGGUUUCCGACAAGAUCAGGAGGUACUUCCAAGGAGAACAUGACUUGGAAAAACUGGUGGACAGUGCUCUGAGUAUUUAUCACAACAAAGAGCUCCUCACUGUUUUCCAUGGGGAGCAAGACGGACUUUAUGAUUUUGACACUGUCCUCCUCAAAGCCCUUGUUCGAGCUAGUAAACGUCUGUCCAGUGAUGCCAGUGAGUACACUCAAGAGCUGAAACUGGCCGUGGCCUGGAACAGAGUGGACAUUGCCAAAGCGGAACUUUUCACCGGAAACAUUCAAUGGACGUACGAGGAUCUGGACGACUCCAUGACAGAUGCUUUGAUCAAUGACAAGCCUCAGUUUGUGCGCCUCUUCUGCGAGAACGGUCUGAACAUCCUGGACUACCUGACCUACGAGCGCUUAGAGAGCUUGUAUCGCUCGUUCUCCGACACCACUGUGGUCUACACUCUGCUCCAAGGACAUCUGAAUGACCGUCUCAGCCUGUCUGGCUCUCAUGCCAGUCUGAAGGGAGCCAAAAUGGGUCACCUAAACAGCACGCAGAGUGUCAUGCCAGGACCUGCUUCAGCACAACAACUUAGCCUGUUUGAGGUAUCACGUGUGUUGUGGGACUUGCUGGGAGAUGUGUGUCAGCCUUUCUACUACGGACCCCUGGGUUUGGACCCCAAAUUCGGCAUACGAAAUGCCCUCAGACAUGUCAUCAAGUUGUUGCAGGGGAAAUGUGCGUACCGGGACCAACGCUGCCAGUCUCCGUGGGCAGCGCUCUUCAUUUGGGCUAUUCUUCAAAACCGCACUGAGAUGGCUAUUUACUUCUGGGAGAUGGCGGGGGAGUCGGUACUGAGUGCGCUAGGUGGCUGUAAGCUGCUGAGAGAAAUUCGCAAGCUUGAAAGUGAGACUGAGUGCAAGAUGGCCAUGAGAGAACUGGCGCAGAAGUUUGAGGAUCUUGCGCACGAUGUGUUUGGAGAGUGUUACCAGAGCAGUGAGAGGCGCUCAUUCAAACUCCUGAUAAGAAAGUCUCCAGUGUGGCUUGAUGCUACAUGUCUGCAAAUGGCCACUGCGGCGGAUGCUCGCCAGUUCUUCAGCCAUGAUGGAGUUCAGGCACUCCUCUCCCAGAUCUGGUGGGGCAACAUGGACAGAAGUACCAAGGUCUGGAAGUUGAUCAUAUGCUUCUUUGUGCCCCCCUUCAUCUACACAGACUUAAUCCGCUUCAGGAAGGAUCAGGAAACGGUUAUUCCUUUGGACGCCGACCACUUACAGACUGACAACCCAGGCAGAAAUAAUACCAGGGUCCUCUCCCUGGAAGACAUCAUACUCAAUGAUGGUGACGCUGAGGAACUCAGGGUUCUCAAAGAAGAUCUGAAAGCCACUGAACCAAGCAACACGAAAAGACCAUUCUUAGUGUCACGGUGGAGACAGUUUUGGUUUGCUCCUGUCACCUCCUUCCUGGGCAACGUGCUGAUGUACUUCGUGUUCCUCUUAUUGUUUGCUUACGUCCUAUUGGUGGAUUUCAAGCCCCCAUCUCAAGGCAUCCCAUCCAAACUGGAAUUUCUGCUUUACUUUUGGGUUUUUACUUUAGUAUGUGAAGAGAUUCGACAGGGUUUCUUCAUGCCCACCAACUUUAUGCUCCAGAGGAUGAGGAGUUACAUGGAGGAUAUUUGGAAUAAGUGUGAUCUCGCAGGCAUCGUUAUCUUCAUUAUUGCUCUGUGCUGCAGAAUGUUUACAUGGUCAUUUGAGUUUGGUCGAACUCUGAUGGCCAUGGAUUAUAUUGUCUUCACACUCCGCCUGAUCCAUAUAUUUGCUGCCCACAAACAGCUUGGUCCCAAGAUUAUCAUUGUUGGCAAAAUGAUGAAAGACAUUUUCUUCUUCCUCUUUUUCCUGGCUGUGUGGGUCAUGGCCUAUGGAGUGGCCAACCAGGCACUUCUCUACUCGUACGAUCCCCGACCAGAGUGGAUAUUUCGCCGUGUUUUUUACAAACCUUACCUGCACAUUUAUGGACUACUUCCUAUGGAAGAAGUGGAUUCUGAACUAUUUCAACAACCCAACUGUACCAACAACAGGACACUAAUUCAAGCAGGAGCGGAGCCAUGCAUGAACACAUACGCCAACUGGCUGGUUAUACUUCUCCAGACUGUCUAUCUGCUGGUGACCAACAUCCUCUUGAUUAAUCUCCUCAUUGCCAUUUUCAGUUACACUUUUAACCUAGUUCAGGAGCGCAGUGAUAUCUACUGGAAAUUUCAGCGUUACAGCCUAAUUGUGGAGUACCACGCCAGGCCAUGCCUGGCCCCGCCGUUUAUCAUCAUUUCACAUCUGAAUGUUUUCAUCAAGCGAUACAUCCGCCGCAUACCCUCAGAAAAGAAAAAACACUUUGCUUUGACGCUGGAAGACGUAAAGUCCAGCCGACUUAGUAUGUGGGAGGCCAUCCAGAAAGAAGACCUCCUCUCUCUUCAGAAUAAACAACAAAGAGAGAGUGACACAGAGCGGCUUAAACGUACAUCUGAUAAGGUGGACAGUGUGCUGAAGCACACGGCAGAGAACCGUGACACCAAUCGCCGUUUGCAGCUCCUGGAGACAGAGAUGGAGUUCUGCUGCAACGCCCUCACCUGGAUGAUGGACGCAAUGUCUCAGAAUGAUCUCACCCCAACCAACCGGACACUUCCACUCCUACGAGAUCUGCCGCCAAGCUGAAGCGCCGCAAAAUACACACAUGAACACACAAUUGGUAGAGUGGAAAACAAAACCCCUAUCCCGAAUAUUCUUGAUGAACUACGUAUUUUCUGAGAAAAAUAUAUCUAUACCUGGAGCAAAAUUCUAAGGAUAUCCCAGAUCUGCAAUUGUGCCCAGUGUGAGGAUGUUAAAAAUAUAAUAAAGACGAUGAUACAAAUGUUUGCGGCACGCUUUUUACAUAUUCAUGAAAAAAACACCACACAAUAUUAUUAUUACGCUAUAUCUAUCGUUCAUAAAUAAUGCUAACAGUAAAAUUAACAAUCAUUUGGGCUUUUCUUACUCCCUUAUUUAUUUACCCCAGUGCACGUUUUCAUUUGGACACAAGAGGGUGGCAUGGGGAAGAAAGGCUGCCACACACUGGUGAGUAGCGUAGCAUUGCUUUCAAAUUCACAGCCUGGGAAUUCAUUGUGCUUUUAAUAUGUAAGACUCGACAUUUAAAAGACUAUUGAGGUGUUUGCACUAUUUGAAACUUUAAGUUCAUGUGAUCGAUGAAGUCCCAGGAAGGUGAAAGCACCCGUAUAUAUUAUUAAUGCAUUAUUUUUAGUUUCCUUGUUUCAAGGUUUUUCAACCUGUGUCUAUUUCUGCAUCUGCGUCUUAAUAAAGCCUGACUUGA